Corylus avellana is the source of this 1521-nucleotide messenger RNA. RefSeq names its product metacaspase 1 (gene MC1). The record is from RefSeq and is a predicted model, not a curated record. Gene Ontology annotation, biological process: proteolysis. Lineage: Eukaryota; Viridiplantae; Streptophyta; Magnoliopsida; Fagales; Betulaceae. Gene Ontology annotation, cellular component: cytoplasm. Gene Ontology annotation, molecular function: cysteine-type endopeptidase activity.
UACAAAAAUUAAGCAAAACACGCUUUCUCCUCUCUCCUUUCUCCAAUCUCGUUUUCGGCCGUAGACAUCUUCGAAAGUCCAACCGGCUAUCCGGAGGAACACCCCACCCAACCCAUUCCAUUCCCCUAGAUCACAAAUUCGUUAUCCCAAUUCCACCCUUUAAACCCUCCACCAAGUUUGCCAAUCCAGCCAUGUUGAUGCUCAUCAACUGCUCCAGCUGCCGCACCCAGUUGCAGCUCCCGCAUGGCGCGCAGUCCAUCCGCUGCGCCAUCUGCCACGCCGUCACCAACGUGGCAGACCCGCGCAGUGUCCCUCAUCCGCCUUCUCAAGCGCCGUCGCACUCACCCGCGCCGCCGGCGCCCCUCGCCCCGUCUCCGUACAGCCACGCGCCGCCGGGGCCGCCGCCGAACGUGCACGGGAGGAAGAAGGCUGUGAUAUGCGGGAUAUCGUACAAGUACUCGCGGCACGAGCUCAAAGGGUGCAUCAAUGACGCCAAGUGCAUGAAGUAUCUCCUCAUCAACAAGUACCAGUUUCCACCGGAUUCCAUUCUCAUGCUCACCGAAGAAGAAACUGAUCCAUACAGAAUUCCAACUAAACACAACAUGAGGAUGGCAUUAUAUUGGCUUGUACAAGGUUGUCAACCCGGAGAUUCUUUGCUGUUUCACUAUUCUGGCCAUGGUUCACAACAGAGGAACUACAACGGUGAUGAAGUUGAUGGAUAUGAUGAAACUUUAUGUCCCUUGGACUAUGAAACUCAGGGUAUGAUUGUUGAUGAUGAGAUUAAUGCAACAAUUGUCAGACCUCUUCCUCAGGGUGUUAAGCUUCAUGCAAUAAUAGAUGCUUGUCAUAGUGGCACUGUACUAGAUUUGCCAUUCCUUUGCCGGAUGAACAGGGCUGGACAAUAUGUAUGGGAGGAUCAUCGCCCUCGAUCAGGUGUAUGGAAAGGUACAAAUGGUGGAGAAGCUAUUUCAUUUAGCGGUUGUGACGACGAUCAGACCUCCGCUGAUACUUCUGCUUUAUCAAAGAUCACAUCAACAGGUGCCAUGACUUACUGCUUUAUCCAAGCCAUUGAACGUGGACAUGCGUCUACAUAUGGGAGCAUGCUAAAUUCGAUGCGUUCUGUCCUUCGAAGCACGGGUAGUAAUGACCUUGGUGGUGGUGUUGUGACAUCUCUCCUCACCAUGCUUUUGACAGGAGGCAGUACUCUUAGUGGUGGACUAAGACAGGAACCACAGUUGACUGCCUUCCAGCCAUUUGAUGUGUAUUCAAGACCUUUCUCCCUAUGAUUUUUAAUAUUCUAUUUACGGAUUAAUUAGAGUUAGAAAUAAAUAAUUAUAUUGAAGAAAGGGAUUCUCUUUAUUGUUGAAACCCCAUUGGAUAUGAAUAUGUGAUGGAUUGCAUUGGUGUGGAACAAGUUUUGUAUCUCCAAACCCCAUAUUCACUACAUGACAUUCAUGGUUUAUACAGUCAACAAAAGACAUGGCUAGAUUGCUUGAAGCAGAUUUGGCAAAUUGCUAGUCA